UCUAGCUAGCGUUUGAUUCAGUGUUGUUCGGGUCGCGCCAGUGUCGACACGCUAUCACGUUAUAGAUAAUCGAAACUCGGUAACAUUUCGUGUUUCGUACGGUCUGUGAUAAACAGAGUGAAGAAUUCCGGUGUACAAGUGUGUGGUUAUGUGGCGGCGAGUGAUAUGACAGCGUGCGCCGCCAGACGGAUUCCGGCCGUCUUCAUGAGGAUACUGGUGACAAGACUGGCCCCGAGAUCAUGGUGGCUCCCGAUUCCGAGGCUCCUUCGAAUCCUCGGAUAGCGGCUGCCCAAGAGAGCCCCAUUGCCGCCGAGGCGCGCCACAGUGCUGAUCUCUACAUACGCACCAGUUGGGUGGAUGCAGCACUAGCUCUCUCCGAACUCGAAAAGGGUAACAUCGAAGGCGGAAGGACGUCUCUGUGGAUCCGAGCGUGGCUCCAGGAACAACUGUUUAUUUUGGGCUGCUUCCUCCAGGGAGACGCCGGAAAAGUACUUUUCGUGGCGAUUCUCGUCCUCUCCACGUUUUGUGUCGGUCUCAAGUCCGCCCAAAUACAUACGAGAGUCGACCAACUCUGGGUUCAAGAGGGAGGAAGAUUGGAGGCUGAGCUGAAGUACACGGCCCAGGCCUUAGGGGAAGCUGACUCCUCCACACACCAGCUUGUGAUACAGACUGCCAAAGAUCCAGACGUCUCCUUGCUACACGCCGUUGCGCUUUUGGAACACUUAAAGGUGGUGAGUGUUGCGACGCGCGUGACAAUUCAUAUGUACGACAUCGAGUGGCGGCUAAAAGACCUCUGCUACAGUCCCAGUAUACCGGACUUCGAAGGCUACCACCACAUCGAGUCGAUCAUAGACAACGUCAUCCCGUGUGCCAUCAUCACGCCGCUUGACUGCUUUUGGGAGGGAUCUAAGCUGCUUGGUCCGGAAUAUCCUAUAUUUGUACCUCAUCUCAAACACAAAUUACAAUGGACACAUUUAAACCCGCUAGAAGUAUUGGAAGAAGUGAAGAAGUUAAAGUUCCAGUUCCCUCUGAGUACAAUGGAGGCGUAUAUGAAGAGGGCCGGCAUCACGUCCGCCUACAUGAAGAAGCCGUGCUUAGACCCCACCGAUCCCCAUUGUCCAGACACGGCACCGAACAAAAAAUCCGGACAUAUUCCAGAUGUAGCAGCAGAGCUGUCUCACGGAUGUUACGGUUUCGCGGCUGCGUACAUGCAUUGGCCGGAACAGUUAAUCGUUGGAGGAGCAACGAGGAAUUCGACGUCAGCUCUUCGAAGUGCACGAGCAUUGCAGACCGUUGUACAGUUAAUGGGCGAGCGAGAAAUGUACGAAUACUGGGCCGAUCAUUACAAAGUACACCAGAUCGGUUGGAAUCAAGAAAAAGCUGCCACCGUACUGGACGCCUGGCAGAGAAAGUUCGCUGCUGAAGUAAAAAAGUUGACUACCUCAAGUUCGGUAUCUGCAGCGUACAGCUUUUAUCCGUUUUCAACCUCAACUUUAAAUGACAUACUUGGAAAAUUCUCGGAAGUGUCACUAAAGAACAUUAUUUUGGGAUACAUGUUUAUGUUAAUUUAUGUUGCUGUAACAUUGAUCCAAUGGCGGGAUCCAAUUCGUUCGCAAGCUGGAGUGGGUAUAGCUGGAGUAUUACUUCUGUCUAUCACUGUUGCCGCUGGUUUAGGAUUUUGUGCUUUAUUAGGCAUACCAUUCAAUGCAUCGAGUACUCAAAUAGUACCGUUCCUAGCUCUCGGAUUAGGUGUUCAAGAUAUGUUUCUUCUCACUCACACUUACGUGGAGCAAGCGGGAGAUGUGCCUCGAGAAGAGAGAACUGGACUUGUGCUUAAGAAGAGUGGAUUGAGCGUACUUUUGGCCUCCUUGUGCAAUGUUAUGGCGUUCUUAGCUGCAGCUCUAUUACCUAUUCCUGCAUUUCGGGUAUUCUGUUUACAGGCAGCCAUUCUCCUUUUAUUCAACCUGGGUUCAAUGUUGCUGGUGUUUCCUGCGAUGAUUUCUCUGGAUCUUCGACGUAGAUCCGCGGCGAGGGCCGAUCUCUUGUGUUGUUUGAUGCCUGAAAGUCCACUGCCCAAGAAAAAAAUGCCAGAACGAGCAAAAUCUAGGAGUGGGAAGAAUGACAAGAAUAAUAGGAUAGACGCCACACGGCAACCAUUAGAUCCAGAUGUGACGGGCGAUCAGGCCAAAACCUGUUGCCUCAGUUUAUCGCUCACCAAGUGGGUCAAGAACCAAUACGCACCCUUCAUUAUGCGCCCCGCUGUUAAGGUUACGUCAAUGCUAGCGUUGAUAGUAGUAAUUUUGGCGAGUGUUUGGGGAGCCACGAAAGUCAAAGAUGGAUUGGAUCUAACAGACAUAGUGCCGGAACAUACUGAUGAACACGAAUUCUUGACGCGUCAAGAAAAAUAUUUCGGUUUCUACAACAUGUACGCUGUGACGCAGGGCGAUUUUGAAUAUCCGACAAAUCAGAAAUUGUUAUACGAAUAUCACGACCAGUUUGUUAGAAUACCGAAUAUUAUAAAAAACGACAAUGGUGGUCUCACCAAGUUUUGGUUGGGUUUGUUUCGCGACUGGUUAUUGGAUUUACAGGAUGCUUUUGACAAAGAAGUAACGAGUGGUUGUAUUACUCAAGAAUACUGGUGUAAGAAUGCAAGUGAUGAAGGAAUAUUAGCUUACAAGCUUAUGGUGCAGACUGGUCAUGUUGACAAUCCGAUCGACAAAUCCCUCGUAAACUCCGGCCACAGAUUAGUAGAUAAAGAUGGAAUUAUAAAUCCGAAAGCUUUUUACAACUAUCUAUCAGCUUGGGCAACGAAUGAUGCAUUAGCGUAUGGAGCAUCACAAGGAAAUCUGAAACCGCAGCCACAAAGAUGGAUUCAUUCCCCAGAAGACGUCCAUUUGGAGAUAAAAAAGUCAUCACCUUUAAUCUACACACAGUUACCUUUCUAUCUAUCGGGACUAAGUGAUACUGAUAGCAUAAAGACAUUGAUAAGAUCGGUUCGAGAACUAUGUUUGAAGUACGAGGCAAAAGGAUUACCGAACUUUCCUUCCGGAAUCCCUUUCUUGUUUUGGGAACAGUAUUUGUACUUAAGAACAUCCUUAUUACUGGCUCUGGCGUGUGCAUUGGCUGCUGUUUUUAUUGCCGUUAUGGUGCUGCUCUUGAAUGCGUGGGCAGCAGUGCUAGUGACCUUGUCUUUAGCUACACUGGUGCUGCAAUUACUUGGAAUAAUGGCGGCUUUGGGUGUCAAACUAUCAGCAAUGCCUGCGGUACUACUGGUUCUAGCUGUUGGACGUGGUGUACAUUUCACUGUUCAUUUGUGCUUGGGUUUCGUAACCUCGAUAGGCUGCAAGCGACGUCGUGCAUCUUUGGCUCUAGAGUCGGUACUAGCACCAGUAGUGCACGGCGCUUUGGCCGCUGCCCUGGCUGCCUCGAUGCUAGCCGCCAGCGAGUUUGGUUUCGUCGCAAGAUUAUUCCUCAGACUACUACUUGCAUUGGUGGUACUCGGCUUGGUUGAUGGAUUACUGUUCUUCCCUAUAAUACUGUCAAUAUUGGGUCCGGCCGCUGAGGUGCAACCUUUGGAGCAUCCCGAACGCCUAUCAACACCGUCGCCGAAGAGUUCUCCCAUACAUCCUAGGAAGUCUAGUUCUGGUUCUAAUGGAGGUGACAAAUCCAGUCGAACUAGCAAAUCGGCUCCUCGACCCUCCGGACCAUCUCUUACAACUAUAACCGAAGAACCUUCAAGUUGGCACAGCUCCAAUCACUCAGUGCAGUCAUCUAUGCAGUCCAUAGUGGUCCAACCAGAAGUAGUGGUCGAAACAACCACGUACAAUGGAAGUGAUUCAACUUCUGGCAGGUCAACGCCAACAUCAAAAUCAACGCACGCUGGAGCUGUUACAACUACUAAGGUAACCGCCACAGCGAACAUAAAAGUAGAGGUAGUAACACCAAGCGACCGGAAAUCACGACGCUCCUAUCAUUAUUAUGACCGCCGAAGGGAUCGCGAUGAUGACAGGGAUAGAGAAAGGGAUCGUGAUCGAGAUCGGGACCGAGAUCGGGACCGCGACAGAGACAGGGAGAGGGACAGGGAAAGAGAUAGAGAGAGAUCGAGGGAGCGAGACCGAAGGGACAGGUACAGAGAUGAAAGAGACCAUCGCGCUUCACCGAGAGAAAACGGCCGUGAUUCAGGACACGAAAGUGAUUCGUCCCGACAUUGAGGAAAAGUGCUAUGAUUGAACUUGCCAUCGGCGAUAUCAUUUAGUGAUGUAAAUUGCUAUUCAAUUUGUUAUUUCCAUUGAAUAAGUUUAGGUUUUGAUUACCUUCAAACAUGCGUUCUGUGAUUCAAUGGAAGUAAUCGAACAGAACGAAGAAAUAGUUUGAGAUUAGCGCUUAAAUGUAUUUUAAGGUUCUAAGUACCGCUUUACGUAACACCUUAAAACAGUAUUCUUAUUUGAAACGUAAAAUUGAAUAUGGUUAUUGUGGAUGCCACAUGUGACCGAUCUACGAUCCACGGAAUUCCGUAAUAUGUAAACAAUCACCUGCAUUUUCUGGAAAAGUAUGGAAGAUCCAUGGACCGAUCACAAAUCGGUCAGUGUGCAUGUAGGUUUAGAAGUGCUAGUAUCGGAACUGUUUUGCUUAAGUACGAAACGUUACUUAAAUCAUUCCGUAGUUUGACACUUGCUUCUAUUUUUGAAAUUCGAUGUAAAAAAGAUUAAUGGCCAUUUAUGUUUAGUCAUCUAUUGUAAAUGGACUAACGCCUCCAUUUAAAGGUGCAUGUAAGUUGAGUAAACUAGUAUAUUUUACGGAGGCGAUAAAGUUUAUCAACUUAGUUGGACGUCAUAAUGUAAAUAGGACUACUGCUUAUUGUUUAUGGUUAGUACAUAUGGACUGCAUAUUGCGCGUAUUAACCGGUUAGAGCGCGUAAUAUCGAGAUAUCCUUGCUUAACUACAUCGGGUUAGAGCUUCAAUUGAAGGAUUCACAUAUCAACCUUACAUAAUUUGCUUUGUCCUUCCUUAAUCAUUAGCCUUACCGUACCAGACACUUUUGGGGUAAGGUAAGACGGACAUUAUUUUUUGACGGAUUUUAUUCCCCCUAUAAUUAUUAAUUUCUACAGAAGAGAGACUGAAAACGACCUAUUGUACAAAUGAUUUAGGUAGAUUGCAUCUUAAGUAAAGCACAGUUAAAAGGCGAACUAAAAGUUGUCUUUUUUUGAGGUAUCUAGGAAUAAAUAAUACGCUAUAUUUGGCCUAAACCAGCCCAGGGCCCUGAAUCGCCAUGUUAUUGAAAUCUCCGCAAGAAUAACAUUAUGAGGUUUUCAUUAAGAAGACUUGGUUUUUCUUGUGUGAAAAAACAGGCUGACAAAUUUAACGUUACAGAUUUAUGUGUUCAAAAAUAAUUCUAGCAGAUUAUGUCUAAUCGCAUGUAUCUAGUAUUUAUUACUAAAUUUCUGUUAAAGUACCACUUUUAUUUCGCGUUUUAAUUAGUUAAUCCUGAAGAAGUUUUGAAAUACUUACUACAUAAUUUUUAUACAUGACAAAUAUAGUUUUGUUUAGUGAUUUCUCGUUAAAACCAGUUAAAACGCGUAAACCGAUGUCUAUGUGUAUUUAUAACCGUAUGUACCAUACAUAACGAAAAAAACCAUCGUAGUCAUACGUUUAUUUUUCGUGUUCCUAUGUUGACUUUCAUCUAUUUUGUCCCCAUAUAUUAUAUUACAAUAUAAUUCACGUCUAAAGACUGUGGUCGAAUAUUAUUAAUAAUUUAUCAUAUUAUUUAUUUUGUGUCUAUAAUUAUUAAUUUCACCAGAAAAGAAAGAGUCUGUGAAAACACUCAAAUUUAUUGUACAAAUUAUUUAAGUAGAUUGUAUAUUAGGUAAGGCAUUUAUUUAUGAGAUUACUUAGAAUUUAUAUACCCAACUGUAUUGUUGCGAUCUUAAAUGAAGGUUACGACGUUUACGGUUAUGACUGCAUUUAGCGAUCGAAACUCAAACUUCUAGCGUACAAAGCUGAAUAGUCUUUUAGUGUAGGAAAUUCACACGGGGUUCAUUUGUUAAUUAUUUUGAACUAAAAGAAGCGUUAAGAUUCAUUAUUAUGAAAUACUCACCAUACAUUAAAAUUUUGGCAAGUUAAAUUGGAUAAAACCGAACGUCACUGCAAAGUCGAAGAUAUAAAAUGAACAUCAACGUUGUAACAUAUAAUACAUUAUUAUCAACCCACUCCCGCGACCGCCCCGCUAUAGGGUACGGGUCUCCUCUCAGAACUCCUGAGUAUAGUGAAGAUUUCACGCGCCUAUCAAAACAUUGUGGAAAUUCUCAAGCUUGAAGGUUACCUCACGACGUUUUCCUUCACUGUUCAAACUAGUAAUAUUUCAUUGUUUAAAACGAAAUAACUUCGAAAAGUUAGAGGUGCUUAGGAAGGGAAGCCGAAGUCCUAACCACUAGGCUAUCAACGCUAUGACUUAUUAAUUAUAUAUUCUUAACACGCAUAAACAUAUGCAAAAAUGUCCUGUCUAAGCAAGUCUGAUACCAAUGACUUUGCAAUUGUGAUUUAUGGGAUUGCACAGAUAUCGGAGCGUGUUUAAAGAGCGUUUUUCGUCAUAUCUGUUUUGUGUAAACUUACAGAAAAACAAAAUUAUAGGUUACACCGUAUAGAUCUGCCUAGCUGUCGCGGAUUAUAGGAAAUUAGGCUUGAAGUUAUUUGGCAGGUGGCACACUAAGUAAUUUUAAACUUGGCAGCAAUUACACAAACGGACAUCUGAGAUGAAUCCUAACUAUAAUCUGAGCAAAGAAACAACUGACCUCGGUUUAAUGAAAUUAGUGAUAGUGUUGUGACAUUUUGUGCAGAGUACUUAUUAGUUCAUAUUAAUUUAUCCAUAUGUAAUUUAAUGUUUUGUAAAUAUAGCACUAGUUAGCCCUAGAGUAAAAUGCGAAGCCAACGCACAAUUAACAAAAGUAUAUUUACUUUUGUAACUUAAAAAAUAUUUUUGUACAACUUAAACUGACAUAUUGUCGUAAAACAUAUAUAUCACUAGCAAUGUUUAAAAUAUUUUUUUGUCUACAGUUAAGAGAAAAUAAUUGAUUUAUUUUCAUAUGUCUUUACAGAAAAUCUUGUUAAAAUAAAUGAAGUUACUCGAUUGUAAGUGAUCUAAAAUAAAGAAACGUUUCGAAAACGU
Molecule: messenger RNA, 7162 nt
Organism: Pararge aegeria (speckled wood butterfly)
Lineage: Eukaryota; Metazoa; Arthropoda; Insecta; Lepidoptera; Nymphalidae
Gene: ptc
Product: protein patched
Exons: 16
Coding region: 240-4211 (1323 amino acids)
Biological process (GO): smoothened signaling pathway
Cellular component (GO): plasma membrane
Molecular function (GO): hedgehog family protein binding; hedgehog receptor activity; smoothened binding
Source: RefSeq, a predicted model, not a curated record